Oppiella nova is the source of this 369-nucleotide messenger RNA. NCBI's taxonomy places the organism in Eukaryota, Metazoa, Arthropoda, Arachnida, Sarcoptiformes, Oppiidae. The record is from the annotation of a GenBank genome assembly.
CGAGUAUUAUAAAUAUUAUAAGUAUAGUCAUUUUUGAAUAACUUGUUGUAACUUUUUUAUAUCCCCUCAUCGUUGAAACAUUAAUAAGUUAUUGAUAUGAAUGCAAUUAAGUGUGUACUGGUUGGUAACGGUAUACCCUACUUUGAUUUGCACAAUUUCACAUUUUUCAGAACUGUGGGUAAAACAAGUCUAUUAGAGUGUUAUACGACGGACAAACUCCUCGACGACCUCUGUUGGAGGGCCUAUAUUUAUGAAAAAUAUUCCGCUAAUGUGAUGGUCGACGGAGAGUCCGUUAAUCUAGAUCUCUGGGAUACGGCCGGUCAGGAGGACUACGACCGACUGCGACCCCUAUCCUACCCAAAAACCGAC